This is a messenger RNA of Haliotis rubra (blacklip abalone), 1923 nucleotides long. RefSeq names its product tubulin alpha-1 chain-like. Gene Ontology annotation, cellular component: cytoplasm; microtubule. The coding region runs from base 134 to 1486 and encodes 450 amino acids. The record is from RefSeq and is a predicted model, not a curated record. Lineage: Eukaryota; Metazoa; Mollusca; Gastropoda; Lepetellida; Haliotidae. The transcript is spliced from 3 exons. Gene Ontology annotation, molecular function: structural constituent of cytoskeleton; GTP binding. Gene Ontology annotation, biological process: mitotic cell cycle; microtubule cytoskeleton organization.
AUGUUGACGACGAAACAAAAUACUUUAAACAAGCGUAGGUUUCCUAUCAUUUGCUCUCGUGCCGCACCUUACCAAGGUCUUAACGAGCUAUCCUCAACCAUUUACCUUCUCCGACUUUGAAUUCAGCAGAAUAAUGAGGGAAUGCAUUUCUGUCCACGUCGGCCAGGCCGGAUGUCAGAUGGGCAAUGCAUGCUGGGAGUUAUAUUGUCUGGAGCACGGCAUCCAGCCUGAUGGUCAGAUGCCCUCGGACAAGACGGUUGGUUAUGGAGACGACUCCUUCAACACCUUCUUCAGCGAGACUGGAGCAGGGAAGCACGUCCCCAGGGCCGUCUUCGUCGACCUUGAACCUACUGUUAUCGACGAGAUCCGUACCGGCACCUACCGCCAGCUUUUCCACCCCGAGCAGCUCAUCACCGGCAAGGAGGACGCCGCCAACAACUACGCCCGUGGUCACUACACCAUCGGCAAGGAACUUAUUGACCUUGUCCUUGACCGUAUGAGAAAAUUAGCUGACCAGUGUAGUGGACUUCAAGGUUUCCUCAUCUUCCACAGCUUCGGUGGUGGUACGGGUUCUGGAUUUUGUUCCCUUCUUCUAGAACGACUGAGUGUAGACUACGGAAAGAAGUCGAAGCUCGAGUUUUCGAUAUACCCCGCCCCUCGGGUGUCUACCGCCGUGGUGGAGCCCUACAAUUCCAUCUUGACCACUCACACCACCCUUGAGCACUCCGAUGUCGCCUUCAUGGUCGACAAUGAGGCCAUCUACGACAUUUGCAAGCGUAACCUUGACAUUGCCAGACCAACCUACACCAAUUUGAACCGUUUGAUUGGUCAGAUUGUCAGUUCCGUCACUGCUUCUCUUCGUUUCGACGGUGCCCUGAACGUGGAUCUGACCGAGUUCCAGACCAACUUGGUGCCCUACCCACGUAUCCACUUCCCUCUGGCUAACUAUGCUCCGGUUAUUUCCGCCGAGAAGGCCUACCACGAGCAGCUGACUGUCGCUGAAGUCACCAACGCUUGUUUCGAGCCUGCCAACCAGAUGGUCAAGUGUGACCCCCGUCACGGCAAGUACAUGGCCUGCUGUUUACUUUACCGCGGAGACGUCGUCCCGAAGGACGUCAACGCUGCUGUAGCAGCAAUCAAGACCAAGAGAACCAUCCAGUUCGUCGACUGGUGCCCCACGGGUUUCAAGGUCGGCAUCAACUACCAGCCACCAACAGUUGUCCCCGGUGGUGACUUGGCCAAGGUCCAGAGAGCCGUCUGCAUGUUGGCAAACACCACCGCUAUCGCCGAGGCCUGGGCUCGUCUUGACCACAAGUUCGAUCUGAUGUACGCCAAGCGAGCUUUCGUCCACUGGUACGUGGGUGAGGGUAUGGAGGAGGGAGAGUUCUCCGAGGCCCGUGAGGACUUGGCUGCUCUGGAGAAGGACUACGAGGAGGUUGGAGUAGACUCGACGGAGGCACAGGGUGAAGAUGAGGAAGAAUAUUGAUAACAUCUGUCCAUCUGUUUCAUUUGGUCAAAAGGGAAAUGAAAUAAGACUUGAUGCUUAUUGUAUUUCGCACUAUUCUAUACAACAAUCGUUUUGUUAAAUUAUGUAGUUAUGGUCACGUUUUCAUCAACAACGAUGGUCUGAACGAAUCUAAUGGUAUUCUGAACCUAAGAUUAUGGAAUUACUGCUGACUUCUGCGUCUAUAAUUUUCCUCAAGACAUCAGAAUUUUAGGAUUCUCGUUAAAUAGUCAUAUCUUUUUUGCUAAUUUUAGUAUUUUUUAUUGUAUAACUUUAAAGUGACUGAUUACAAUUUUGUUUUGAUAAUAUUUGAUAAUAUAACAAAGAAUCAGCUUACAGAAUAUUGCACUAAUUCUAUUUGUGAAUGCUAUAUAUUAUCAUUAAUCAGUUCUAUAUUGUUGAAUAAACAAUAACAUAAA